Molecule: messenger RNA, 2562 nt
Organism: Gopherus evgoodei (Goodes thornscrub tortoise)
Lineage: Eukaryota; Metazoa; Chordata; Testudines; Testudinidae
Gene: PRMT7
Product: protein arginine methyltransferase 7
Exons: 19
Coding region: 350-2497 (715 amino acids)
Biological process (GO): peptidyl-arginine methylation
Molecular function (GO): protein-arginine omega-N monomethyltransferase activity
Source: RefSeq, a predicted model, not a curated record
AGCCGGCCCGGCGGCUGGGCUAUGCCCGUGGCCCCCUGCGCCGUCGCAAGGCGGGGCCGCCUCCCGUGCAGGUCUCCGGGCUGGUAACGCCUCCACGGGUCCUCCCUGCUCUCGGGAACGGGCAGCUCUUGUCCUAGGGCCACUUAUCGCUAUCGGGCUCCCACCGCCAUCGCCCAGGCCUUGAGGCGGGGUCCCUCCCCCACUCCCGCCCCGAGGCGCCUUCCCCUUGUUUCUGCGGGCGUGCGAAACCUUUAAAUUAGAGUGAAUAAAUGAAGAUUGGGCACACUACUUCUGAAAGUUGCUGACCCCUGAAUUAGAUAAAGAAAUAUUAAAAGACAUCGUAUAGUGAAUGCGGCGCAUGCUUCACGGAGUUUCUGAUAACAGGACAAAAAAUUGUCUUCACAAUACACAAAGAAUACAAACAAUGAAGGUCUUCUGUGGAAGGGCCAAUCCAACCACAGGUUCUGUGGAAUGGUUGGAGGAAGAUGAGAACUAUGACUACCAUCAGGAGAUUGCAAGAUCAUGCUAUGCAGACAUGCUGCAUGACAAAGACAGAAAUGUGAAGUAUUACCAGGGCAUCCGUACUGCAGUGAGCAGGGUGAAAGAAAGGGGUGAGAAAGCAAUUGUUCUAGACAUUGGAACUGGCACAGGACUGCUGUCCAUGAUGGCAGUUACAGCAGGUGCAGACUUCUGCUAUGCCAUUGAGGUCUUCACACCUAUGGCUAUUGCUGCAGUGAAAAUAGUGGAGAAAAAUGGCUUUAGUGACAAGAUCAAGGUAAUCAACAAGCACUCCACUGAAGUCACAGUUGGGCCAGAUGGAGACAUGCAGUGUCGUGCAAACAUCCUGAUAACAGAACUAUUUGAUACAGAGCUGAUAGGAGAAGGGGCUUUGCCAUCCUAUGAACAUGCCCACAAAUAUCUUGUACAGGAAGGAUGUGAGGCAGUGCCGCACAGGGCAAGAGUAUAUGCCCAGUUAGUGGAAUCGAAAAGAAUGUGGUCCUGGAACAAGCUAUUUCCUGUUCACGUCCAAGCAGAAGAUGAUGAGAAAAUUAUUGUCUUCCCUUCAGAAAUAGAGAACUGUCCUGGUGUUACUUCUGUCUAUGAUAUCCAGCUAAACCAGGUGCCUCGGAGUGACUUCACUAUCCUCAGCGAUGUUGUGACUAUGUUCAGUGUGGAUUUCAGUAAGCAAGUAAACAGCUCCUCAACCUAUUACACAGCGAAUUUGGAGCCUAUAAAAUCUGGCAUGGCACAAGUGAUCCUCUCCUGGUGGGAUGUUGAUAUGGACCCCUCUGGGAUGAUAAAAUGUACUAUGGCACCAUACUGGAUACAACCCACCUCUAAUGAUGUCCAGUGGAGAGAUCAUUGGAUGCAGUGUGUAUAUUUUCUUCCAAAUGAGGAGCCAGUUCUUCAGGGUGAGAAUGUGUAUCUGACUGCAUACCGUGAUGAGUAUUCCGUGUGGUAUAAGCUCCAGAAGGCCAGAAAUGAAGAGGACAAAAAAGAUGCCUAUGUUGGGAGUCCUCUUUGUAGCUGUCAGGCUCAUCUACUUUGGAACAGGCCACGCUUUGGAGAGCUGAAUGAUCAGAAUCGAACAAACCAGUACAUCCAGGCUCUGAUGACAGUGCUGGAAAAAGACAGUAUUUGCCUCUGCAUCAGUGACGGUAGCCUGCUUCCUCUGCUGGCUCAGUAUCUUGGAGCAGAGCAGGUGUUUACAGUAGAGAACUCUGCAGUAUCCCAUUGUCUCAUGGAGAAAAUAUUUAAAGCCAACCAUGUAGGAGAUAAAAUUAAAAUAAUAGAGAAACGUCCUGAAUUACUGACUGCUUCUGAUUUGGAAGAUAAAAAGGUCUCAGUCCUCAUUGGAGAACCGUUUUUCACUACAAGCCUGUUACCAUGGCACAACCUAUAUUUUCUGUAUGCUAGGACAGCUGUGGCAGCCCACCUCACAGAUGGUGUCACUGUCCUGCCACAGUCUGCUUCCCUUUACAUGAUGGUCGUGGAGUUCAAGGACUUGUGGCGAAUUCGAAGCCCAUGUGGUACCUGUGAAGGGUUUGAUGUUCACAUUAUGGAUGACAUGAUUAAGAAUUCUCUGAAUUUUAGGGAGUCCAAGGAGGCAGAGCCUCACCCAUUGUGGGAAUACCCUUGCAAAUCACUGUCUGACCCCCAAGAGGUUAUGACAUUUGACUUCAGACUGACUGUACCACAACAAACUCUAAGCACACAUGGCUCUGUAAAUCUGUUAAGGACUGGGAAGAGCCAUGGAGCAGUUCUGUGGAUGGAAUAUCAUCUGACUGCUGAUAUCUCAGUGAGCACAGGACUUGUGCAGAUUUCAGAUGAAAAGGGCAAUUGCAAAUGGAAUCCCCACUGCAAGCAAGCUGUCUAUUUCUUCAGUUCUGCACUUGAACCAGAAACUCCGACAGACCUCCCUAGUGCUAUCACGUAUGCUAUAAAUUUUAACCCAAAGACAGGCGAGAUUGCCAUGAGUUUUAAAUCAUUAUCAUGAAACAUUCUGCUUUUACUUGACACUUUUCUAAGUUAUAAUAAAUAUAUCGAGAGAUGGUGAUAGUG